GUUUCGAGAAGUGGUACGGCAUUCGGCAGAUUUAAUUUUUUUUUGUGUAAAUGUCGAGGAGAGUUUAAUUUAAAGUUUUCAGCAGUUUAGUAAAGAGUUAAUUCAGAGUUUUUUUCAUAAAAAGUUAAUUCAAAGUUUUCUUCAGUGAAAAGUUAAUUCCAAGGGGAUGUAUUUCGUUCAAGAAAGACAGUAUUUUUAUUGCUGCAAGGAGUUAAUUAUGUUCAUCCAUUAGAAGGAAUUGCAUCUGAUGCCAUGAUAUGUUUGGCCGAUUUUGACAACAUGCAUGGGUUGACAGGAAGAACCGGCAAAGGUGGAACUGCUGUCUCAUUUCUAUACAACCUGUCCAAACUGAGGCACUUAUUUUUUUUAUAUAUAAUGUACAACUAUAAGGGAGACCCAUCUGCAUUCAAGGCAUUCCUGAAAGCCAACAAUGUCACAGCUGGCACAUUCCUUAUAUAUGUUGAAAACCGAUUGAACUUGAUACUCUAUAUGGACAGCAUUGACAUCCAUCAUGAAGAACUUCUCAGAACUUUUCUUAGAAAUAACAACAGAAACAAAAUCACAAAGUCAUGUAUUGGGAUCAAACAAGUGGGAGUCAUGGUGCAAUUUCAAGCUCUAGGCAUCAUUGGGAAGAUUAUCACUGGCCCAUGGAUGACAUUGGUAUACCGUAACAUACAUGGCCUCUUAAACUUGGAAAUGGGUUCUGUUUUUCAGUUGGGCAAGUCAGUGAUUGAGGGGAUGCUACACCACCCAGCAGAAGUUAUGCUGAUGAAAACUGAUGUGUUUGGUCACCCUCUAAAAGAAGAUGUGCUCCUGUCUCUGAUGAACAAAGUGUAUAGCAAUGAUAUGCUAUAUAAACUUUUGAUCUCUCUUAUGCAGAGUGUUAUAGAGGUCAUGGAGAGACAGAUGGGAAACUACCUCACUAGAGAGUUGUCUAACCCUACUCCUCAGAUGAUUGCAGACACCAGCUCAGCAUCUCCUCACAACAUCCAUGCGGAAAGAACCUUUGCUUUGUCUGAUUUUUUCAUAAGAAAAUCACCUUGUGCCACCAUAGGUUUUGUAAAUGCAAAGGUGAAGGCGAAGAUGAACCACACCAUGGAUUGUUUGGAUGCUAAAUCGGAGCAGAAGCAAAACAAAAUCAUCAAGUUUGCUAUCACGUGGCUUGCAAAGAUUCGGCACAUCUCCAAAGAUACUGAGAGGCAGACUGACCAUGCCAUCCUGGAAAGAAGAAGACAACUCAGCCAAAAAACCGAAGACAAAGAUCGCAAGAAUACUGAACAUGCAGUCCUCAAAUUGAUACAAGACAGGAAGAAGAAAAAAGACACGUUCAUCAUCAGCUACUGGGAGGUAGACAAAGAAUCUGCUGAAGACCACAAGUUACCAGUAGAAAGUCUCAUUACAGACCUGAUCAAUGGAUAUGAUUAUGAUUAUUAAAUUUUAAUAUAAAUAUAUAUAUAUAUAUAUAAAUUAUAGAUAUAUAUAUAAUUAUCUUAUAAUUAUAAUUAAUCAUUUAUAAUUAAAUUUUAUUAUAAAUAUAAAUUAUUCAUAAUUAUUAUUUUCUCAAUUAACAGCUGUUAUAAAAACAAGAAAAAAUUGUG
This is a messenger RNA of Helobdella robusta, 1598 nucleotides long. RefSeq lists its product as hypothetical. Gene Ontology annotation, molecular function: 3'-5'-RNA exonuclease activity. The coding region runs from base 253 to 1434 and encodes 393 amino acids. The record is from RefSeq and is a predicted model, not a curated record. The transcript has 5 exons. Lineage: Eukaryota; Metazoa; Annelida; Clitellata; Rhynchobdellida; Glossiphoniidae.